Trichomycterus rosablanca is the source of this 896-nucleotide messenger RNA. It is a transcript of the gene ppil6, whose product is annotated as peptidylprolyl isomerase (cyclophilin)-like 6. The coding region runs from base 1 to 882 and encodes 293 amino acids. NCBI's taxonomy places the organism in Eukaryota, Metazoa, Chordata, Actinopteri, Siluriformes, Trichomycteridae. Gene Ontology annotation, molecular function: peptidyl-prolyl cis-trans isomerase activity. The transcript has 8 exons. Gene Ontology annotation, biological process: protein peptidyl-prolyl isomerization. The record is from RefSeq and is a predicted model, not a curated record.
AUGGCGUUCCAAGUACAUUUAGAAAUCGUCGGCUUAAUGAAAACACAGCAUUUUCAAAUGGCUAAAAGCAUUGCGGAGGGACUGAAACUUAAAUUUCCAUCUUCAUUUGCUGACCCAACCAUUCAGCCUUUACUGGAGUGUGACUGGAAAGUCUUUGUGUCUAAUAAAAGAAAGGAACUUGGAGGGGAGACGUGGCAGUACUCUGGUAAUGUGAUGUGCUUUAUGGAGGGCUGUUUACUUGGAGAUGAGAAGGAUCUGUGCAGAUAUGCAGAGAAGCAGUGGCACUUCAAAUUCCACAGGCCACGGGCGCUGUAUGCAGCUCUGGCUGAGGAGUAUUACAUCAAUCACCUGCACAGCACAGGGCAUGUGUUUGUGUAUAUGGAUGUUGAGAUAGGAGGAGAUGUAGCUGGCCGAAUUCUAUUUGAGCUCUUUACAGACCUGUGUCCAAAAACAUGCCAAAACUUUAAAGCACUGUGCACUGGAGAGGCAGACACCUCUCAGAAUGAACUACCGCUUAGCUACAAGGGGUCUUUGUUCCACAGAGUGGUGCCUAACGGCUGGGUGCAGGGAGGAGAUAUUAGUUCUUUAAGCAAAGGCGAUGGUGGAGAAUCCAUCUAUGGUCCAACAUUUGAAGAUGAGAGUUUUUCUGUGUCUCACAACAAACGAGGUAUUCUGGGAAUGGCUAAUCAAGGUCCUCACAGUAACGGCUCUCAGUUCUACAUCACACUACAGCCGGCCCCAUGGAUGGACAGAAAAUAUGUGGCUUUUGGGCAAGUUGUUGAAGGCACAGAGGUCCUUACAAGACUUGAGGAAGUGUCCACUUAUAACGAAAGGCCCAAACAGGACUGCCGGGUGGCUGCGUGUGGAUUGUUUCAGCUUUGACUGGAAUUUUAUAA